AUGAACGUUGAAAUCAAAGUGGUUUUGUUCGCUAAAGCAAGAGAAAUAGCCGGUAAACACAUUGAUAAUUUAACAAUAUCUUCAUCAAUUAAUUAUCAAGAAUUGCUUAAUAUUAUAGUGAAGACGUAUGGUUUACAAGAUAUUAAGAACAACUUGAUACUGGCUCUAAAUGAAGAUUAUUGUGAAGUAAACUCCAAUUUAAUAUUAAUCACUGGUGACGAAAUAGCUGUGAUACCUCCUUUAAGUGCUUUUAGCAAUGAAAAGUUAUCAGUAGAAAAAAUUAGUGAUCUAGUGGCAGCAAACUCUUGUGGUGCAAUUUCUAUAUUUGUUGGUACAACGAGGGACAAUUUUGAAGGUAAAAAGGUGCUAACUCUUGAAUAUGAAGCCUAUGAAUCUAUGGGAUUAAAAUCGAUGAACAAAAUAUGUGAGGAAAUAAGGGAUCGAUGGUCUUCAGUGGAAAAUAUUGCAAUACACCAUAGGUUGGGUUUGGUUCCAGUAAAAGAUGCAAGUAUAAUAAUAGCAAUAUCAUCCCCACAUAGACAAGAUGCCAUUAAAGCAACUGAAUGGUGCAUAAAUAGUGUAAAGGAAUCCGUACCAAUAUGGAAAAAAGAAGUGUAUGCUGACUCAAAACCUGAGUGGAAGGAAAACAAAGAAUCUGACGAAACGCAAAAUAAAAAACCCAAGUUAGAAAUUAAGCAAAAAGUGCAUAUACCCACAGUCCCAAAUCACCUAAUACAAAUAAAAGCCUCAAAUGAUGAUAUUAAUAGUAGAAUUAGCACUUUUAUGAAUAGAAAACGCCAAGAAAUCAAUGAUAAUAACAUCAAAGAGUUUUGUGUGGGAGAUAGAAAUGAUGAAAAUUCAUGUGCUAGAAUUGAUGCAGUUGUACACAAAAGGAAAGACUCGAAAACACAUUUAGAAGUUCAAAGAGUACUGAAUGCAUAUAGUCACAGAGACCAAACAAAUUCGGAUUAUUUAAAGCAUUACAUUCCAAAAAAUGGCAUAGAAGAAAGGCUACAGAAUUUAGAAUGUCAACUUAGUUUAGAAACUCCAACACCCAAAAAUAUAUACAAAAGAAUUAAAAUGCUUGAAGAUAGAUUAAUGCAUUUAGAGUCUAUUUCACCUGAGUAUAUUAUGUUUUGGGAUAAAAAUACAAUUACAAGAAAAAAAGGCAAGAAAAAGGUGUUCAGCAUUGAAGAAAUUGAUGAUCUUAUUAACAGUGCCCAAAUGAAAUCCUUACCAAAGAUUGUUCAAAGUACAAAAUCCAUCGUUAAAAACCAAAAAAUGGGUAAUAGAUCAUCCCUACUGUUAAGGCAAGAAGAAAUUGCUCAAAUUCAGCAGGAAACGGGAUUUACUGCCAGUCAAAUUGAACGUCUUUAUUCGAGAUUUACUGCUUUGGACAGAGGAGAUUGUGGAACUUUGAGCAGGGAUGAUUUUUUGAGGAUCCCCGAACUUGCAAUUAACCCCUUGGGAGAAAGAAUAGUAAAUUCGUUUUUUCAAGGUGACGAAUUCACUGAUAGGGUAAACUUUAGGCAGUUUAUGCAAGUCUUGUCUCAUUUUCGACCUAUCAAGAAGCAUAAGGACAAUAGGUUAAAUUCAAGGGAGGAAAAACUUAAAUUUGCAUUUAAAAUGUACGACUUAGACAAUGAUGACUUAAUCUCCAAAGAUGAAUUAUUGGCCAUCUUGCACAUGAUGGUUGGUACAAAUAUAAGUGAGGAACAGCUAAUAAGUAUUGCAGAAAGAACCAUUUUGGAGGCAGAUGAGGAUGGUGAUCAGAUGAUCUCGUUUGAGGAGUUUUGCAAGGCUCUAUCUCGAACUGAUGUAGAGCAAAAAAUGAGUAUUCGCUUUCUAAAUUAA
Molecule: messenger RNA, 1854 nt
Organism: Brassicogethes aeneus
Lineage: Eukaryota; Metazoa; Arthropoda; Insecta; Coleoptera; Nitidulidae
Source: the annotation of a GenBank genome assembly